Coregonus clupeaformis (lake whitefish) is the source of this 3233-nucleotide messenger RNA. Its product is annotated as next to BRCA1 gene 1 protein-like. Lineage: Eukaryota; Metazoa; Chordata; Actinopteri; Salmoniformes; Salmonidae. The coding region runs from base 125 to 3067 and encodes 980 amino acids. The transcript is spliced from 19 exons. Gene Ontology annotation, biological process: macroautophagy. The record is from RefSeq and is a predicted model, not a curated record. Gene Ontology annotation, molecular function: ubiquitin binding. Gene Ontology annotation, cellular component: phagophore assembly site.
UGUAAACAAAAAAGACGCCCAUCCGGAUAAAUCACAUACCAUAAAGGCAGACUAUCUGUAUUUAUCUCGGCAACAGCGAUACAUUUUUGUUGUCAAUGAUAUGUUUUAAUAGAAACAAGGAGCAAUGGACUUCUACAUCAAUUUGAAGGUCAAUUUCAGGGGGAAUGCGAAAAAUUUUCUCCUGUCAGGCUCGGAGACUAAGAGUUGGGAGUCAAUGGAGGCCAUGGUGAAAAGGUCCUUUGGCCUGUGUAAUCUACAAGUGACUUAUUUUGAUGAGGAGAAUGAGGAGGUAUCCAUAAACAGCCAAAUGGAGUAUGAGGAGGCAUUAAAGAGUGCAUCCAGGCAAGGGAACCGGCUGCAAAUGAAUGUGUAUGAGACCAGGGGUCAGCCCACGCGUGUGCCGGCCAAGGCCAGUGGAGGGGAGCCCAAGAGAGGGUUCCGUCCCCCACAGCACUGCCCAACCCUGGCUCAGGUGGUGAGCAGGAAGGUCCAGGCUGCUGUCCCUGAACAGGGCAUGGUGAUCAUGAAAGAACUAAAGGGGACCAAAGAGGAAGAUAAGACACCUCCAGCAUGGUUUACAUCUUACAUGGAGAAGUUCAAGGACCAAGUAGUGAGGGAAGCAGUGGAGAAGAUCUGUCGGGAGUUCUCGGGCCAGUGCUGCAUCCACAAGCCCAUUGGGGCUGAGGCCCAGAUCCCUGAGGUGACCUCCUCCACCCUGCCUGGGGGUCCUAGUUCCACCCCUGCCUGCAGCAGCUGCCGGGGCCAGACCGUUGGGGGAGGAUACCAGUGCAGUGUGUGUACAUCCUGCACGCUGUGUGAGCCCUGCAGUUUCUCCCAUGACCCCAGCCACAACCUGGUGAGAGCCAGAACACCCCUCUCCAUCCCUGAGCACGGCUCACCAGCCCCAGACCACAGCAGGUUUUACCGGCGAGGGGACCGGAGCUUCCGUAAGGCGGAGAAGCAGCGUCUGAAGGCUGAGAAGCGUCAGCUGAAGGCGGAGGUAAAGGAGAUCAGGAAGCAGCUGAAGAUGGAGAGGCGGGGCCUGCAGUGGAGUGCCGCCGGCGAUGGGAACUCCUCCCCUGUCCUGCUCCAACCCAGGGCCACCCAGGCCAACAGCCCAGAGCGUCCCAAGCGGCCCUGCCCUCUGGUGGUGCCAGCCAUGACGGCCCUGUUUCUGGAUGAGAACCUGCCUGAUGGGACUCGUCUUCGCCCAGGCACAAAGUUCAUCAAGUACUGGAAGAUGAGGAACACUGGCAGCGUGAGCUGGAGCUCUGAGACCAAGCUGAAGUUCAUGUGGGGGAACCUGGCGGUGGCGUCGGGCGACCGCUGGCGUGAGGUGGCUGUCCCUUUCCUGCAGCCGGGUCAGGUGGGCGUGGUAAGUGUGGCCCUGUGCGCCCCAGCCCUGGAAGGCUCAUACACCUCCCACUGGCGUCUGGCACACGGUGGGGAGCAGUUUGGCCCUCGUGUCUGGUGCAGCAUUAUGGUGGACCCCCUGGCCCCUGCAGCUGUGAUGGCAGAUGGCGUUCUGGUGUCGCCCUGCGUCACUCCCCAGGGGAAGAACCCCCUUUCCGCAGAUAAGGGUGGAAAGUCUUGUGCUGCAGCCUCUAGGGACCAAGCACUCAUGUCAGUGGACCAAGACGAACGAGAAUACUACAUUCCCUCUGUGGACCUGCUCACAGCCCAGGACUUACUCUCCUUUGAGCUGCUGGACAUCAACAUUGUUCAGGAACUAGAGAGCGUGCCCAACAACACCCCGGCAGAUAUGACCCCAUGCAUAUCCCCACUGCCCCAUGACGGUCCCCUGCAGGAGAAGCCCACCCUGGGGUUGAUCCAGGAGGAAGCAGAGGCCCAUCAGGCCCAGGGAGUCACAAGCAUCCAGCUAUCUCAGUGCCUGGGGCCAGGGGCGGCGGGGGGCCGGGUUCCAGCCCAGGAGGAGGGAGAGGAGGAUAUCAGCGGGACUCAAUUUGUGUGUGAGACGGUGAUGCGCUCGCUCACCCUGGAGGAGGCACCAAACCACACACCUCUGCGUGGGAACUGCCCCGGCAAGUUGGUCCGCCCGGCAGCCCAAGGUGGCGCCGCCUCCUCCUCUCUUAAAGGGAAAGGUGUUGAGAAGCAUUUGGAGGCGAGGGCGGAGAAAACCCAGGACAUAUCCCCCAUCAGCCCUGUGGCCCCAGCCCUAGCCCCACCCCAGCUGGCUAUACCAGAGUUUAGGAUGCCAGAUGAGGGACUGGAGUCCGACAUCGAGAGCAUCUGUGUGGACGCCAGCGGUGACGAAGACAAGGGUGAAGAUAAAGGAGAGUUGACAGAGGGGAAGAGGGGCCCCCGCAGCCGUUCCUCCUCGGCCUCAUCCGAGGAUUACAUCAUCAUCCUCCCUGACUGCUUCGACACCAGCCGCCCGCUGGGAGAGUCCAUGUACAGCUCCGCCCUCUCCCAGCCUGGCGACGCCCCCGACACGCCCACAGACCCCGACCGCCAGGGCCGUACCACUCCAGAGGGGGAGCACGAUGAAGCAGAAGAGACCGUUUCAGGCUCCAGCAGCGCCAACGAUAUGCUGUGCACCUCCCAGACGUUGGACGCCAUGCCCCUAACCCCUGUGGUGGUGGCACCCCCUCGGCUCAACUCGGCUCUUACACCCAGCCCAGAGAGCAAUGAUCAGACCGAGCCAGCAGCAGAGUCCCUGGACAGGACUGAGGUCUACCAGCAGGGGGAGUCAGAGGAUGGUUCCAAGCAGCCAGACAGCCAACCAGACAGCCCAUCUGCUUCUGGUGACUCAGAAGACAACUCCGAAGACCCUAGGCACCCCGGCAUCACUGGAGGCCUGGUGAAAGGAGCCCUGUCUGUCGCAGCAUCCGCCUACAAGGCUCUGUUCACUGGGCAGUCUGGCCCAGUGCAGCCCCCAGUGGACGGAGCCACCCAGGACACCAUGAUGGCGGUGCUGGUGGAGAUGGGCUUUGGAGACCGGCCGCUCAACCAGCGGCUGCUGAAGAAACACAACUACAACCUGCUGGACGUGGUCAAUGAACUGGUCCAGAUGACCGACAAUGACUGGUACUCCACCCGCUACUGAGGAGAGAGGGAGGAGGAGGAGGAGGAGGAGAAAGAGGUAACCUCUUACCUCUGACGCCUUGACCUCUUUUCUCUCUUCCUCCUCUCUUUUAGAUUUGGACCAAGUUGACAGGAGGUACAGUGAGGGAAAAAGUAUUUGAUCCCCUGCUGAUUUUGUACAUUUGCCC